UCAUUUUUAGGAUUCUAGCUGGUUAUACUCACAAUGUCCUAUCCUCCUGGGCGACCUCUUCAGGUGCCCCAAAUGCCACCAAAUUUGCAACCAAGACCACCAACAUUUGGCACUUUCCCCAGAAUGCCAGGGCAACCAGUUGGACCAAUGAGAAUGAUGACAGUAGGAAUGAUGCAAGGCAGACCUAUGCAUCCAGGGAUGAUGCCAACAAUGCCGCCCAGACCAGCCAUGACGCAGGUUACUGCAUCAAGCACUAUAGCAAUGGAUCAGAAAUCUAGUUUACAACCAAAACUCAAGAUUACAGUGUUUGUAGGAAAUAUAUCUGAGAAAGCACCUGAUGGGAUGAUAAAACAGCUUUUACAGAAAUGUGGCCCUGUUUUAAAUUGGAAGCGUGUGCAAGGCGCAUCUGGAAAGUUGCAGGCUUUUGGAUUCUGCGAAUAUGCCGAUCCUGAGGCAGGCUUACGGGCCAUGCGUGUCCUGCACGAUCUGAAACUCGCAGAGAAAAAGUUAGUUGUCAAAGUUGAUGCUAAAACAAGGACACUCCUUGACGAAUACCUCGCUGACAAGAAGAAAUCUGAAAGCAAAGAGGAUGGUGAAGCAGAGGAGGAGGAAGGAUUGAUAGACGACGAAGGAUUAGAUGACCACGCGAAAAAAGUAGACCGUGCGAUACAGGAACAGAUUAACCUCAUAUUGCAAGACCACCAAGCCGCCCUCAACAGUGGCAGCGACAAAGAUUCUUCGACAUGGGGGCCAAGGUCCUCGAAAGUGGUCUGCACCCAGCUCUACAGUACCAUGGUUGGUGGUGAGGAGUGCAAAUUUUUAGAAAAGGCACCUCAUAUUCUUGGAAUGGGCACUGAAAGCGUAGAUGAUAUGGAACUUGAAGAAGACAAAAAGAACCUGAUAUUUCGUGAAAUAGACAGGUUCCGCGAUACCUACAAAGCUGACAGAGACAAAGAAGAAAACAAGGACAAAGAAAAAGAAAGACGAGAGAGAAAGGAACGUGAAAGAGAAAGGGAACGUCAGCGUGAAAAAGACCGGGAACGAGAGCGGGAACGAGACCGAGAAAGGGAGAAGAAGGAUAAGGAGCGAAAGAGGGAACGAGAUCGAGAGCUGGAACGAGAAAGAGAAAGGGAAGUGAGAGGACGAAGCAGGGAUGAGCGCGAUUUAAGGAGGGAACGAGAGCGGGAACGAGAGCGGGAAAGGGACAGAGAAAAGGAAAGAGAUUAUGAUGAGGAAGAAGAGUAUGAACGGAGGAAAUUUGAGAGAAAACUAAGGGAAAAAGAAGAGGCCUACCAAGAGCGUGUUAAGAAUUGGGAAUCACGAGAGAGGAAGAAAAAGCGAGAAAAUGAGAAGCUGAAGGAACUGCAUGCAGAUGAAAGAAUAGAACAAGAGAAGGAGGCAAAGCGAUUGAAAGAGUUUUUAGAGGACUACGAUGAUGAAAGAGAUGAUCCCAAGUACUACAGAGCAAGUGCCUUAGAGAGGAGGAGAAAGGAGAGAGAAAAAGAAAUGGAUUUGGACAUCAAAGACAGGAAACGUGAAAAGGAAGAAAUCGAAGAUAUAAAGCGGAAAUUACUGGAAGAAGGCCGUGAAGACGUGGACGAGGAAAUUGAACGGUUAGAGAAGGACAGAGAUGCGCACAAAGAGAAACAGCUCCACAUGGUGUUGAUGUCACCCACGACAACUGCCGAUGAAAGCAAGCAGGAUAGAGUGCGAAUGAAACCAGCGUUCGCGCCAGUUCAGAGUGCUGAUAACGGUGACUCUGCCACACCAGAAAGUGCAUCACCAUUGAAGAUGGAGCAAGAUACAACCUCCUCUGGAGACGAGGAAUCUGAACCAGCUCCAACACGCACACAGUCUAAGAUUGGAUUUGGUGGCCUUAAGUUGGUUGGGGCUAGUAGUCCGACACAGAGUAAGAAAAACAAGAAAAUGUCAUUAGUUGAGGUAUUCAAUCAGGAUGACGAGGAUGGGUCAGAGGUCUCGCGCAAGAGACGUAAACUAAUCCCGAUAGAGUACACCGAAGAGGAGAAACAAGCAGUCGAGAUGACCAAGAAUGUUUUGACAGCUGAAGACAAGAAAAAAGUUAUUAAGACAAUCAUUGAUAAAAUUCCGACAUCAAAAGAAGAACUGUUUGCUUAUAAAGUUGAUUGGGUUAUUGUUGAUGAGUCGCUUAUGGAGAGGAGAAUAAAGCCUUGGAUUAACAAGAAGAUAGUAGAGUACAUUGGUGAGGAGGAGCCCACAUUGACAGAAUUUAUUUGCACUAAGUUAUUGGCACACAGUCCGGCCUCAAGUAUUCUGCAAGACAUCACAAUGGUGUUGGAUGAAGAAGCUGAAGUGUUUGUCGUCAAAAUGUGGCGGGUACUAAUCUAUGAGGUAGAAGCGAAGAAACAAGGUCUUGUGAAAUAGGGAUAGCAUCGAAAAUUAACUGUGUAAACCCACUCUAAGCCCUUAACGCAAUGUGAAUACAACGUUAGCCCCAAUAGUGUUAACACAAAAUAAUAAUUGUGAAUCAAAGUAAUGAUCAUUAACAAUAUGAAGUCCCACAUAAGAGUAGGACGUCAGUGUGAAUUCAUCCAUGUAUGUCAACAUUGUAAAUCGACCAUGUGAAUAGCCCUUAAGUUUUUUUUUUGAUAAUGUGGAUCACACUUGGUGCUGUUGUCCCUUGCCUUACUUGAGCUUGAUGACUUAUCUCCUAACACUAAGCAUGUGAACUGCAUUGCACCUUCAUUUUCUGAGAAACUCAGAAUUCAUUGUUGAAAAUUUUAUGUUUAAUCCUUUCUGUGUUCACAUUUGGUAUUUGGUACUUUUGUUUUGCUAUGUUAUAUAAACAACAUUGCCCAAUAUGCAAACUACUGGGCUUGCUAGGAAGUAUACCUUUCAUGGAUAUUAUUGGUAAUGUGUUGCACAAAAUGACAUUGUGCAGCAACAUUCAUUAAUAUAUGUGACCGACUCUAGCAAAACCAGGUGCUUAUCAAAAACAAAAGUCUUCAAAUCAGCUAAAAUCAUAUCUUUGCCAUUUGUUAUCAGUUUUUAACAAUUUUUGCAUCAAUUAUUAGCUUUUAACCUCUAGAUUACAAAGGUGUAAUAAUUUAUUUUUCUUUUCUUUUUUUUUUUUUUUUAGAGAAGAGCUUAUUUUUGUUAAAGUCAGUCACAUAUAUUUGUGGGACAUUCUAUGUCCUGUUUAUUGAUUAACACAUUCUAAUUCCUCAUUUGGGUUUCAAAGGUCUGUUUCGCUUUCUAUGAGGAACUCAUAUUUCAUGGGUGGAGAAAGACAAAUUGAUAGAGUAUCUUUCCCAAGGACACAAACAGUGUACAUUGAAUUUGAACCAAUCGUUCGCAAGCUCAAACCUUACAUUGAACUAUCAAAAUGCAUCUGCAACCACAAAUUGCAUUUUUUAAUAGGCAGUUGAUAUUUUUUAAUGACUUGUGAGGGGGCACUUCAAACCUAGCAUAAUAAUGUUAUUAUCAAUUUUGAGUUAAAGCCAGCCAAAUAACAUACACUAUAAAUUAUUGUGAUCAUUUAUUUAAAUGAAUAUGUUAUAAAGAUUUGAACAAGAUUAUAUUCUACAUCAUGUAGUAAUCUUCCUUGAAAUUUCUUUUGUUACACUGUAGAAGUUUUAUUGGUUUAUUAUUUAGCAACAUUGUAAAUGUGACAUUGUGAAUAUAAAUAUAUCUCUUUAGUGUGUUUACAUUUGUUUAUUUCCUGGUACAAAUAAUGUAACUGGGUAUAGCACACAUUCCAAAUGUCUAAUAAUGUUAAUGUGUCAAUUUUCUCAAGUUAAUUUUUAAAAAAAACAAAAAAAAAAACGCCCUUUAUUCGUGAACAUUUACAUUUAUGUUUUCUUUGUUGAAAUAAACUGCUUUGUUAUUAAUGGAUUUAUUUAAUUUAUAUUGAUUCACUGGUAAAACUAGGAGCAAUGAUGAAGCAAUGAAAUACAAGUAUAACAAAAAUAUAGCAGUUGUAAAUUAUUGUAUUAACGGGGUCGAACUUGCCUUUUGAAUACAAAAGUGAUCAACACAAUCUGUCGGUUUAGGUUGUGGACAAAAGGCCAUGUAUUAUCGCCCUCAGGCGACAAGUGUGUUCAUUUUCUUUGUCGAUUGUUGUUGAAGUUCUAGUCUAUGACACUCAAGCAGGGCGUGGUUUUUAUAUAAAGUACAGUACCAGCAUUUCUGUAUUUGUUCAAAAUGAAUAAAUUUAUGAAUGAAGAGGUUCU
Messenger RNA from Anneissia japonica, 4211 nucleotides. Its product is annotated as RNA-binding protein 25-like. The transcript has 17 exons. Gene Ontology annotation, cellular component: spliceosomal complex. Bases 34 to 2403 code for a protein of 789 amino acids. Gene Ontology annotation, biological process: regulation of alternative mRNA splicing, via spliceosome; mRNA processing. Lineage: Eukaryota; Metazoa; Echinodermata; Crinoidea; Comatulida; Comatulidae. Gene Ontology annotation, molecular function: mRNA binding. The record is from RefSeq and is a predicted model, not a curated record.